Daphnia carinata is the source of this 469-nucleotide messenger RNA. RefSeq lists its product as uncharacterized. The record is from RefSeq and is a predicted model, not a curated record. The transcript is spliced from 2 exons. NCBI's taxonomy places the organism in Eukaryota, Metazoa, Arthropoda, Branchiopoda, Diplostraca, Daphniidae. The coding region runs from base 145 to 459 and encodes 104 amino acids.
CUGUCUUGUAGAGAAGGCGCUAGAAACUUGGGUAAAAUGCAGGGACCCGCAGAUCAGUAUCGCAUUUUACCCUAGUUUUCGAUCCGCAGAUUUUAUAGUUGUUUACCUUAGCUUGUUUACUUUGUCGUCAGCUCCGUACCUAAGAUGUUUCAAUGGAAACCAAGUUUCCCACAAAAGCCGAGUCCUCCAACCAUCGAGCAACAGAAUGAAGACAUGAAUAAAUGUAUCAACAACCUGGAUGCGGUUAAAAUGCAAUACUUGCAAGAUAGUGAAUUUUCGGCAAAUGCUGAAACCAAUACAAGUUUCCAGAAACUAGGAGACCUUCUUGCAUAUAAGAGGAAUGUUGAUACUAAUAUCCAAGAUUUGAAUGACAUGUUUCCAAGACUGAUAAAUAUUUCCAAACAGCUACAAGAUAUGUCUGACAAUGUGAGACUUAAGGCUUACCAAUCAAUAAAAUAGGGUCAAAGAG